Molecule: messenger RNA, 7129 nt
Organism: Anguilla anguilla (European eel)
Lineage: Eukaryota; Metazoa; Chordata; Actinopteri; Anguilliformes; Anguillidae
Product: immunoglobulin-like and fibronectin type III domain-containing protein 1
Exons: 36
Coding region: 287-5923 (1878 amino acids)
Molecular function (GO): protein binding
Source: RefSeq, a predicted model, not a curated record
AAUCCUUUCAUCCCAUUCCCCCUGUUCCCCCCCUCCUGUUACCAGGGGAGCACUUCACCAAAAAAUAAAACGGCAGCCCUCUGUUUGGCAGCCUGUUUGUCUGAGCACGAGGGAGCCUCUGGGCAGAGUCACACGCGUUCCUCCAAGGAUUUAUUACCUGCAAACGUCAAAGGCAGCGGUCAGUUAUCAUCAGGCGUUGACACGGAGGAGCUGAGCGAAGAGCAGCAGAGAUCGCGAGUAGCCAUUGAGAAAUUUCUGAACACAGAGAACACCCAGAGAGAUCAAGAUGUGGAGAUCCAAAGUCUCAGACCAGACAGCGGCGGGGCAGGUGGCAGUCAAAAAGCAGUCCAAAGUUCCUGGGGUCAUGAUCACUCAGUUUGUGGAAGAACUCCCGGCUGGAAAAUCUACUCCAGACUUCCUGCGCAAGCCCAUUGCUUUGACUAUUCAAGAGGGUAAAUCAGCCCAAUUCAAAGCCGUGGUGAGCGGCGAUCCUAAACCAGAGGUAGUCUGGAAAAGAGCCAAAGGGGAAAUAAAUGAUGAUACGAAAUUCCAUACAAAAUAUGAUGAGGGCGCUGAGGAAUACAUAUUAGAGAUCACUUCUGUGACUGGAAAAGAAGGAGAUAUCUACAAAUGUUUUGCCGUUAAUGAGUUUGGAAAGGCUGUCUGCACUGCUGCCCUGAACGUUAUUGAAGUUGGAUUCAAUAAGGAAAAGGCAAUGGAAGGACCAGGGCUCUCAGCUGAUCCGGCAGAGUUCCGAAAAAUGCUCAGAAAAAGUUCCGGACGUGUGGAAAAAGUGGAAAAAGAAAAGAAGGACGAUGAGAUACCUGACAAGUUCUGGGAGAUCUUGCUGAGCUCAGAAAGGAAGGACUACGAGCGCAUAUGUGCUGAGUAUGGAGUGAAAGAUUUCCGCUGGAUGCUGAAGAAGCUGAACAUCCUGAAAAAGGAGAGGGAGGAGGAGCAAUCCCUGUAUCUUAAUGUGAUCAGUAACCUGAGACACAUUGAAGUUAAAGGAGAUUCUUGUGCUUCAUUUGAAUUGGUCCUGGAUCUCAAAGACCCAAGGAGUAGGAUUUUCCUCUACAAGGAUGGUAUAAUGAUACCAUUAAGCGAAGAUAUGGAGAUGAAGCACCACCUAAAAAAAAUAGGCAAGAAAUUGGUUUUCACCAUCAAAGACCUACUUCCUGAAGAUGCUGGGCUGUACCAGGUGGAUGUCGAGGAGGUCAAUGUGUUCUCCACUGAUUUCAAAAUUCCCAUGGUUGACUUCAUUGUCAAAAUUAAGGAGGUGAAAGCCAAGGAGAGAGAGGACGCCAUAUUUGAAUGUGUCUUGUCUCACCCAUUUCCCAAAAUACUGUGGAAGGGCAAGAACAGUCUACUGGAAGCUGGGGAGAAGUUUGAAAUAACAGUAUCUGCGGACAAGCUCAUCCACAGGCUUCGGGUUAAAGACUGCAAGCAAGUGGACAAGGGCAUCUAUUCAGCUGUGGCAGGAAUCAAAUCCUGCAGUGCCUGGCUUACAGUAGAGGCUGACACUGGACCACACAAGAAGAAGGUACGGAAGACCACCCAGGCGGGUGGGGCUGGGGUGGACCUGGACAAGAUGGCCCAGGAACAACAGGCCAAACUGCAAAAGGAGAAGGAUGACAAGCUAGAAGCAAUGAGGAAAGAGGCAGAGGGCAAAGACACUGGAAACAUGAUGAAUGGGCUGGAUAACGGUUCUGGGGUCAAUUCGGGUCUGGGUGACGGAUUGGACGGAUUGGAUGGAUUGGAUGGCGGCCUGGGACGGAAGAAAGGCGAUGGGAUGGAUAGCGGGUCAGGAGGCAUUGGAGAUGGAGGUUUGGGAGGUGACAAGUCUGGAGACAUCAAAGAACCAAAUGCACUAAAUGGACAAACAGGAAAUGGAGGGCUUGUCGACCGUAAAGGGUGCGGACGCCUGCUCCCGAACAGGGUCGUCGGACAAAGAAAUAUUGAUGCUGCAACUGCAGAUUCAGACCUGGAAAAUGAUAAAGAAAGCAGGCAAGUAAGCCACAAAGAAAAUGAGCAAGGAAAGGGGCAAGGAAACAAGCAAGAAAAUGUGCAAGGAAAGGGGCAAGGAAACAAGCAAGAAAAUGUGCAAGGAAACAGGCGAGAAAAUGGACAGCAAUCUUCUGGAAGUGGUGACUGGCCUGCCGAGCACGCAAGGCAAGGCCCACUGCUUUUGGACGAAGUCAUUGAUUCAGGGGUUCAGUUCAUCAGUGGGCUGUCAGACAUUAAUGCCAAGGCUGGCCAACCAGUUGAGCUGGUCUGCAAGUUGAACAAUGAAAACUGCAAUGGAGCAUGGUUCAAAGAUGGUAAUACGUUAUCACCUGGAGAUGGACUGAGCCUUUCUAAAGAUGGGGCCGCCCACAAACUGAAGAUUGACAGUUGCCGGCCAGAUGAUACAGGAAAAUACUGCUUUGAAGCAGAUGGACGCAAAACCGAAGCAAUGAUCACUGUGGAAGAUCCAGGGGUUCAGUUCAUCAGUGGGCUGUCUGACAUUAAUGCUAAGGCUGGCCAGCCAGCUGAGCUGGUCUGCAAGUUGAACAAUGAAAACAGUAAUGGAGAAUGGUUCAAAGAUGGGAAAAAGUUAUCACCAAGAGAUGGACUGAGCCUUUCUAAAGAUGGGGCCUCCCACAAACUGAAAAUCAAGAGUUGCCGAGCUGAUGAUACAGGAAAAUACAGCUUUGAAGCAGGAGGGCACAAAACUGAAGCAGUGAUCACUGUGGAAGAUCCUGAGGAUCCGUUCAUCAUUGGGCUGUCUGACAUCCGUGCAAAGGCUGGGCAACCAGCUCAGCUGGUCUGCAAGUUGAAGGAAAACUGUGAUGGAGAAUGGUUCAAAGAUGGGAAAAAGUUAUCACCGAGAGAUGGACUGAGCCUUUCUAAAGAUGGGGCCUCCCACAAGCUGAAGAUUGACAGUUGCCAGGCGGAUGAUACAGGAAAAUACUGCUUUGAAGCAGAAGGAUGCAAGACAGAAGCAAAGAUAACUGUAGAAGAUCCGGGGGUUCAGUUUGUCAACGGGCUGUCCGACAUUAAUGCUAAGGCUGGCCAACCAGCUGAGCUGGUCUGCAAGUUGAACAAGGAAAACUGCAAUGGAGCAUGGUUCAAAGAUGGGAAAAGGUUAUUACCAAGAGAUGGACUGAGCCUUUCUAAAGAUGGGGCCUGCCAAAAACUGAAGAUCGACAGUUGUUGUGCGGAUGAUACAGGAAAUUACCGCUUUGAGGCAGAACGAUGCAAAACUGAAGCGAUGAUCAUUGUGGAAGAUGCUGGGGUUCAGUUCAUCAGAGGGCUGUCUGACCUGAAUGCCAAGACUGGCCAACCGGCUGAGCUAGUCUGCAAGUUGAACAAUGAAAAUUGCAAUGGUACAUGGUUCAAAGAUGGGAAUAAGUUAUCACCAAGAGAUGGACUGAGCCUUUCUAAAGAUGGGGCCUCCCACAAACUGAAGAUCGACAGUUGCCAGGCGAAUGAUACAGGAAAAUACUGCUUUGAAACAGAAGGACGCAAAACAGAAGCAAUGAUCACUGUGGAAGGUCCUGGGGUAGAGGUCAUCAGCGGACUGUCUGACAUUAAAGCUAAGGCUGGCCAACCAGCUGAGCUGGUCUGCAAGUUGAGCGAUGAAAACAGUAAUGGAGUAUGGUUCAAAGAUGGGAAAAAGUUAUCACAAAGAGAUGGACUGAGCCUUUCUAAAGACGGGGCCUCCCACAAACUGAAGAUUGACAGUUGCCAAGCGGAUGAUACAGGAAAAUAUCGCUUUGAAGCAGAUGGACGCAAAACAGAAGCAAUACUCAUUGUGGAAGAUCCACCGAGAUUUAGCCAAGAUGCCUUGGACACAUUCUCCAAGCCUGUCAUUGUGAAGGUGGGGCAAAAUGCCACCUUCAAGAUGCCGUUCGUGGGUGGAGAGCCCACGAAGGUGCAGUGGUACAAAGAAGGGGAGGAGCUACUGGACAACGCCAACGUCAAGCUGGAGAUAAUGUCCGCUCACAGCCGUCUGCUCCUCAGCUCAUGCCAGCGCAAAGACACCGGCGAGAUCAAGAUCAAGGUGAAGAACGACUUUGGCACCAUCGAGGCUGUGUCUAAGCUCGUUGUCCUUGACAAGCCCAGCCCACCCCUGGGCCCGGUAGAGGUGGUGGAGAACUCGGCCUCAUGCAUUAAUAUGAAAUGGAGACCACCCAAGGACGACGGAGGCUCCCAGCUGCAGGAAUAUGCCCUGGAACGGCAACAGGUGGGCCGCAACACCUGGACCAAGCUGGGCCAGAUCCCGUCCGCCACGGCAGCCUACAAGGACACCAACGUGGAGCACGGCAGGAAGUACUGCUAUCGCAUCAGGGCUGUGAACGAGGAGGGCGUGAGUGAGCCAAUGGAGACCGAGGACAUCAUGGCUGGCAUUAAGGCAUACCCAGGUCCACCUGCCUCACCAAAAGUGGUCAGUGCCUUCAAUGACUGUAUUAAUCUGACCUGGGCUGCUCCAGCCAAGACUGGAGGGUCACCCAUUCUGGGCUACUAUCUGGAGAAACGGAAGAGGGGCAGUAACAUGUGGAGUCCCGUGAACCCUGAGGAUGAGCCUAUCCAAGAUAAGAAAUACACAGUGAAAGAUGUCAUCGUGGGAAUGGCGUAUGAAUUCCGUGUGUCAGCGAUUAAUGUUUCUGGGGUGGGCGAGCCAAGCAUACCAUCAGAUUUUGUGAUUGCCAGAGACCCAAAGCAGCCCCCUGGCAGAGUCACCGACCUGAAGGUGACAGAUUCCACCUACACCACCCUGACCCUGGCCUGGACUAAACCAACAGAGGAGAAAGGGGUCCAGGAUGAGGCCAAAGGAUACUUUGUGGAGAUCAGGCCAGCGGAGAGCCAGGACUGGAUUCGCUGCAAUGCGAUCCCCAUAAUCAUGACCACCUUCACUGUGAAGAACCUUAAAUCCAUGGCUAUAUACUGGGUGAGAGUGACCGCCACAAACGACGGUGGAGAUGGGGUACCCCAAGAUCUGGACAACUACGUCACUGCCAUGCCCCCUCCUGUGAGACCAAGAUUCACAGAUACCAAGCUGAAGAGUUUUAUGGUGGUAAGAGCAGGAAACACGGUGCGGAUCAAUGUCAACUUUCAGGCCUCUCCCUGGCCAGACGUUGUUUGGCUGAAGGAUAAUAUGUCCGUCCCUAAACGGGUCACCAUUAGCAACACUGAGGGGAUGUCCCAGCUUCUGAUUCCCUCUUCAGAGCGCAGCGACACAGGGGUCUAUACCAUCAUCCUCAAGAACAUGGUUGGCCAGGAGACCUUCAGUGUUGAGAUCAGAGUCACAGAUGACCCCAAGCCACCGGGUCCUGUGGAGCUGCAGGAGAACGUUCCCGGGACAGUGACGGUGGCCUGGGAGCCGUCCCCGGACGAGAAGCGCGACGACAGGCUGCACUACAUGGUCUCCAAGCGGGACUCCACCAAGCAAACCUGGAACACAGUGGCUGACCGCCUCUUCAACAACAAGUUCACCGCCUGCAACAUCGUGCCUGGCCACGAGUACCACUUCCGCGUGUACGCCAAGAACGACAUAGGCAUGUCAGAGCCCUCCGAGUCUCCCACCUGGGGAACCACCCGGAUAAGAGAAAAAUUUGUGGUGAACACGCCCGAGUUCAGACCCUGCAACUUGGAGAGCGCGCCCGCGUUCCUGGUGCCCCUGAAGCUGCACAUGGCUCCCAAGGGCUACGAGUGCUACAUGAGCUGUGCGGUGACGGGGAACCCGCGGCCACACGUCACCUGGUACCACAACAACCUCAGCCUCAACACCAACACCAACUACUACAUCUCCAACACCUGCGGCGUCUGCUCCAUGCUCAUCCUCAGGGUGGGGCCCAACGACCACGGCGAGUACUCCGUCAUGGCCGAGAACUCGCUGGGGAGGGCCGAGUGCUCCACCAAACUCACCGUCCGAGAAUAAGAAGCACCAAGGACAUGAUAUCAUCAGUCCCUUCACUGAGGUUUUCCCAGAAUUACUGUUAUUCGUUGUGUUCACAUAAUAGUACCAUAUUGUGUAUAUUUUUGUUUAACAAAAUGGUUACAAUGACUUUUUGUGUAGUAACAUUUUUUAAACAUUUUAACAUGUUUUAAAGACUCAUUAUACACUGAGCUGGCAAGAUCCUAUUCGUACAAAAAUAUAGAAUGGAAUUUUAUCAGAAUUAAGGAUGAAAUUGCAUUAAGACUAGGUUAGCCCGCACUUUCCAGCUAUGUCAGACUUGUAUGUAAUUAAACUGGCUGAAUCCAGCAGGCCAAUCACUGGUAACCUAGUAACUCAGCAGCCCCCAUGAUCUUCAGAGAGAAGCCUUCUGGUUAGGUCAUGUUUCACAGUGUUUCAAUCUAAGAAGGGCCUUUCCUAAAGCACAUAUGCUCCAAGGGAAAAACACUGAUUAAAUAAAAAAUGAAAAUUAAACAAAUUGCAUAUUCAUAUUCCCAGUUACCGUUUUCCUCCUAGAAGACCAUUGGUGUGUUGUUUCCAUUGUUUUCUGAAUUGACGUGGUGCCAGAUUCAGUUUGUGAUAUCUUAGUUAUCAGGGGGUUUGGGACUGCAUGUAAAGCACUAAGCAGCCUCUUGCACUUGCUGUGUGGCUUCAGGUCUUUGUUUGAAGAUUCCUCAUUUAACAAAUCCCUAGUUUCUGCUUUCCACGACUUGUUCAGACCCCCUGCAGUCUCCUGAUUUACAGCUUCUCUGGUGUGGACUGUGAGAGCUCUUUUUAUGUGUUUGUUUCAAAGCGAUGGCAUUUGCACAUAUUACAUAUCGAGUUGAAAUUGUGGCAAAAUAAAACACUGGUACUUCUGCUUGUUUAUGAAUGCACACAAUCAUGCCAGCCAUCAAGACGUUCCAAUCAAAAUAAUGAGCAUGUAAUGCUGUUUUAAGCACUAAUGAUGGGGAGGCAUAAAUGGCUUUUAUAAACUAGUGAUUUGCAUUGCUAGUGUUUGGUAUAAAUAGUUUUGAAUGGAAUGGUUCAGAUGUAAAGCAAGUUUUAUAUUUUUUAAAAACAUGCUAGUGUAUACAGAGAUCUAAAUGUAUCUUCUGUUUAAGUUCAGGAAUGAAUUGUGUAUGAGUGUAUUUGUUUAAUAAUAAACUGUAAUUUAUUCAAUAUAAUAAAUGAAGAAUUAAUUAAAAGCAA